CCAAGGCUUCUCGUAUCUCCAACCCCGGGUGUUACGCUACCGCAGCUCAGAUUGCUAUUGCACCUUUAGUACCAUACCUCACCGAUUCUCCUACCAUAUUUGGUGUAUCUGGUUAUUCUGGGGCUGGAACAAAGCCAAGUCCUAAGAAUGACGUCGAUCAGUUGAGGGAUAACUUGAUGCCUUACAGCUUGACCGAUCAUAUCCACGAACAUGAAAUCGAAGCUCGACUUGGCGUCCCGGUUGCUUUCAUUCCUCAUGUCGCAGUUUGGUUCCAGGGGAUUCAUCACACUGUUAGCGUUCCGUUGGCCAAGGAGAUGACUUCUCGUGAGAUUAGGAAUUUGUACCAGGAUAGAUACGCCGGGGAGAAGCUCAUCAAGGUUACUGGGGAGGCUCCUCUUGUCAAGAACAUUUCUGGCAAGCAGGGCGUGGAAGUCGGUGGCUUCGGCGUCCACUCCUCCGGUAAGAGAGUAGUUGUCUGCGCAACUAUUGACAAUUUGCUUAAGGGAGCUGCCACACAAUGUCUUCAGAACAUGAACUUGGCUCUCGGGUAUGGCGAGUACGAUGGCAUCCCUUUGGGCUAAGCGGGGUUUUGGUUUGGGAGAAGGAUUUCGGGCUGGCGGUGGAGUUUGACUAGUUCUUUUCUCCUUUGGACUAUCAUAUCUUUUUUUCUUUCCCUUCCUCUCUUGCUCUCUAGUUUAACUUCGUAUUUCUAGGUUUGUGUGUCGCUUUUUGCGAAAUAAAAAAAGCGCUUUUUUUCGGUUUAGGGUUGAGAGGCACUGUCAGUGGAUCUGCGGAUUGGUUGGUUGGUUGUAUAUAUAUACCAUAAAUCGGGGGUUUAACUUAUCGUAUUAUACAAGUAUGGUACUAGGGAGGUUGAAAUGGUGGCUUUGGGGGUAUAUUAGAUAGUUGGACCAUUUGGUGAGCUUUGAUGGUGACGUUGGGGGUAGGAUGAGAGUGGUGGCUUCCUAUUUGCGCUGCUCCUCAGCCUAGUAUUUUGCGGGAUGAGUUUGGGUGUUGGGCACCUUGAUUUCUAUCGAUUUAGUUGGGAUGCUACUG
This is a messenger RNA of Tuber melanosporum (Perigord truffle), 1056 nucleotides long. RefSeq lists its product as uncharacterized. The coding region runs from base 177 to 581 and encodes 134 amino acids. The transcript is spliced from 2 exons. The record is from RefSeq and is a predicted model, not a curated record. Lineage: Eukaryota; Fungi; Ascomycota; Pezizomycetes; Pezizales; Tuberaceae.